CGGAUUUUACAGAUAGAAAAAAAAACUCGGUUGUUUUCUCCUCUGUUCUUUUCAUUGACAACGCUCCAAACUUUCGCUUUAAGAAGGCGCGUCUACGCUGCGGUGUGUUUAUCACAGCCCUUAAAGUGGCACAUGGAAACCAAAGCUGAUCGGUGCAUAUAGAGGAAACCUCCGGCAUUUCUGCUUAGUGAGAGGAAACGCUUCCGUGAGGCUGAUCCACGGAGCGUGUUGUGUUCUGGUUGUGGGUAUAUAUGCGGCAGCCCCCACACCGCGCCGCGCCGCGCCGGGGGGGAAAGGAUCAGCAGAUUCCGACAGAUGGACGGACUGGUGGUGGGCUCGAGAUUUAAAGGAAGCAUGGAAUAGUCAGCCGUCAGAAAGGUGCAGCACAUUGAAGUGGCAUGGAGGCACCGCCGGGGACGAGCUGCUGUGAGCCCACCUUGGCCAAUUGGGAGUGACCGAGUCGCCAAACUGGUUGGGAUGGCAGCAUCCAGUAACUCAAGCCUUUCAGGUUCAUCGGUUUCCUCUGAUCCUGAUGACUAUCAGCCACCCAUAUGGAAGUCAUACUUGUACCAGCUCCAGCAGGAAGCUCCAAGACCAAAGAGGAUCACAUGUCCUCAGGAGAUGGAGAGCAGACCCAAGUACUAUGGCAGAGAAUUUCAUGGGAUGAUAUCUCGAGAAUAUGCAGAUGAGCUGCUGGCAGACAAAGAGGGUGCGUACCUCAUCAGGGAGAGCCAAAGACAGCCAGGGACUCACACCUUGGCCUUAAGCUUUGGACACCAGACCCUCAACUACAGGUUGUUUUAUGACGGGAAGCACUUUGUCGGAGAGAAGAGGUUUGAGUCCGUCCAUGACUUGGUGACAGAUGCCCUCAUCACCCUUUACAUUGAGACCAAGGCAGCGGAGUACAUCGCCAAAAUGACCACCAACCCGAUCUAUGAGCACCUUGGCUACACGUCGCUGCUCAAAGACAAAAUGGUGCACAGGCUGAGCCGUGGACGCACGGAGCCUCGCAGGGUCACCUUCCAGAGUGAUGACAGGAUCUCCUCACCUGUGGUGCGACGGAGUGCCUUGAAAGACACGCCUGAGAAGCUGAGCUCCUAUGAAAAGAUUCACAACUUCAAGGUACAUACCUUCCGUGGGCCACACUGGUGCGAGUACUGUGCCAACUUCAUGUGGGGCCUCAUUGCCCAGGGUGUCCGUUGCUCAGACUGUGGCCUGAAUGUACACAAACAGUGCUCCAAACUGGUUCCCAGUGACUGCCAGCCGGACCUGCGCAGAAUUAAGAAAGUGUACAGCUGUGAUCUCACCACCCUUGUCAAAGCUCAUAACACCACAAGACCCAUGGUGGUGGAUAUGUGCAUUCGAGAGAUAGAACUCAGAGGUAUGAAAUCUGAGGGUCUGUACAGAGUAUCUGGCUUCUCAGAGCACGUUGAGGAUGUUCGACUUGCUUUUGACCGAGAUGGUGAGAAGGCGGAUAUCAGUGCCAGUGCCUAUGCAGACAUCAACAUAAUUGCUGGUGCUUUGAAGCUCUACUUGAGAGACCUUCCCAUUCCAGUCAUUACAUUUGACUUGUACUCCAAAUUUAUUCAAGCUGCAAAACUUCCAAAUGCUGAAUCCAGACUGGAGGCGAUACAUGAGGAAUUGCUACAGCUUCCCCCGGCACACUAUGAAACCUUACGUUACCUGAUGGCUCACCUCAAAAGGGUAACAACAUUCGAAAAGUACAACCUAAUGAAUGCAGAGAACCUGGGAAUUGUCUUCGGCCCGACUCUUAUGCAGCCUCCGGAGCAGAACGCGUUGACAACCCUGAAUGACAUGAGGCAGCAGAAACUGGUGGUGCAGCUCAUGAUCGAACAUGAAGAUGUCUUAUUUUGAGGGCAAAGGGCUUCAGAAUUGGAGGCGAUGAACAAUUAUUUAUUCUGUCAAAGAGGAAAGUCAAGCCAACUGUAUUAAAGUGAUACUCUGAAAUGUUUGCGAUCAAACCGCAUAUGAAACGCUUUGUAUUUUAUUUUAUUUAAUUUUUUGGCAUGAUGGAUUUAGUUGGUUUUGUUGUUCCUGUAAGUUUGGGGUUUGCAAACUCAGCCAAGAGCACCAUUUUUUUACAUGAGGCAAUAGUUAUGUAUUUUCUUUUUUUUUUUGUUUACGUUAUUUGUUCCCUAAGUUUAUAUCUUAAAGGCUGUUGCUACCUGGUGUAGAUCAGUCAGGAUGAGAGCACCAUGUGAUAUACAGCACCCUCCACACUUAUUGCCCCAACCUCCUUUUAAAGAUGUCUUAAAAUAAACGAAUCUUGCUAUUAAGACUUAACUAUUCUUCCCAAAAUUACCAGGACCACAUUUAUUGGCUCCCCUGAUUUCAAUAUUCUUCACAACCCCAUUCUGAAAAUAGAACAGCUCUUACUCUUCCUCAAGAGUUGGUUUCUUUCUUUGCCUCACUGUGACGAAACUUGGAUCCACAUCCAGCCUUUUACGUCACAGUUUCAAAAAUGGUUAGGUGACAUUUAUUUUAUAGUAACAGUUUGGGGUAGUAAAAUGGAUGGCAGACUAGGCUGAGUAAGUCUACUCAAAUUAAAGGUAGGAUUUUCAAAGUGAAGUUAUUUUAAGGCUCUUUAACAUCUUUACAAAGGGUGGAGGCAAAAGGUGCAGAGGACACUGUAGGACUAGUGUGGAUCCAAAUUGAAGAAGGCCUGGUGCUGUUUAAUCUGAACCUUGCAGGUCAGCCAAAUUUAUGCUCACCUGCAUUUUGUGGGAACACUGGAAUGGUACAAUGUAGAUAGAGUCAGACUUAACUUGUGUACUUAAAAAAAAAGAAAGAAACAAGACAUUCAUAAAGCACUUUUUUUGCAUCAAUUGUAAAGAUUUAUUUUGUAAAGAUUUUCGUGCUCCAUAGUUUAUAUAUACAAGUUCUUGGAAAUGCUUGUUGGUGGACCUGCAGAAGGGUCAAAUCAGAAAUGACACAUCAGAAGAAGGCAGACAGUUUCAGGAUCCAUCAUUUAUGCGGAUAUGAUGACAUUGUGUCUCUUGAAGGGUGCAACACAUGUGCCAGACUCCUAUGUGCACAUUUUGGUUGGUAGUGUUGCAAAGUUUGAGUGUGCAGACUAUUACUGGGGAUUUGUUCGAGUAAAGUGGUGUUUUUUUUAAAUAUACAUUUUGUUAUUUUAAGCCAGUAACAUCGCUCGAUGACGACCACAACCACCACACGAGGGCCCAAAGUGACGCCUGUGCCAAGCAUGUUCCUUUAUCACUUGGUUUAAUGUGAUUGUUGAAUCCUUUCUACAGAUCCAUUUUAUCAAAAUGUAUUUUUGUGACAGUUGCAAUUCAAAUGUAAUUUAUGAAAUGAUGUUUUAUUAAAGAAGGUAAAACUUGA
Xiphophorus hellerii (green swordtail) is the source of this 3363-nucleotide messenger RNA. It is a transcript of the gene chn2, whose product is annotated as chimerin 2. The record is from RefSeq and is a predicted model, not a curated record. NCBI's taxonomy places the organism in Eukaryota, Metazoa, Chordata, Actinopteri, Cyprinodontiformes, Poeciliidae. Bases 478 to 1875 code for a protein of 465 amino acids. Gene Ontology annotation, biological process: regulation of small GTPase mediated signal transduction; positive regulation of GTPase activity; signal transduction. The transcript is spliced from 13 exons. Gene Ontology annotation, molecular function: GTPase activator activity.